This is a messenger RNA of Racocetra fulgida, 399 nucleotides long. The record is from the annotation of a GenBank genome assembly. NCBI's taxonomy places the organism in Eukaryota, Fungi, Glomeromycota, Glomeromycetes, Diversisporales, Gigasporaceae.
AAGCUUAAAUACUUGGAAAUAAAAAAAUCAAGGAAUGAUAGAAAAUUUACUGAAGGAAUGAUUUCAAAAAUUGCUAAAGCAAUUCCUGCCACUCUUGAAGAAUUGGAUUUCAACUUAAGAACUGCUCGUAAUAUUUUCGAAGAAUGGGAUAUCAAAUUAACUGAUCAAGGACAUUUAAACGUACUUCUCAAAGAGUGUAACGUUCCUUUAUCAAAAUUAACUAUUCAUAUGUAUGAACUAAAUAAUGAAUCUUUAAAUUUUAUUAUAGAUUAUGCUGUUAGAAUUGGUAGUUUGAAAGAGUUACGUUAUGAUGCUGAUGGACGUUUUACAAAUAAUGUUCUCAUGAAGGCAGAAAAAGUUAUACCUAUAAUUACAAAUAUUACUGAAGACCUGUAUUAA